AUGCAGUGUGAUGAUGUUACAUGGAAUAUUCUCAACAAGGGCAUGUGCUCCUUCAAAACAAGAAUUAAGACACAGAAGUUUUGUCGAAAUGAGUACAAUCUGACAGGGUUGUGCAAUCGUGCAUCCUGUCCAUUGGCUAACAGCCAAUAUGCUACGGUGCGUGAAGAAAAAGGAAUUUGCUAUCUAUAUUUGAAAGUAAUUGAGAGAAGUCAUUAUCCACGAAGACUUUGGGAACGAAUCAAAUUAUCACGAAGUAUGACGCAAGCUGUCGGACAAAUUGAUGAAGCAUUAAUCCACUGGUCUGAGUAUAUUAGGCACAAAUGUAAAGCUCGUCUGAUUCGCAUUCAUCAGUACUUGAUAAGAAUGAGAAAAAUGAAACUUCGAGCAAGGCAGCAGAAAAUUAUUCCAAUACAACGGAAGAUUGAAAGAAGAGAAGUAAGGAGAGAAGAGAAGGCACUAAUUGCUGCUAAACUGGAUAAUGCUAUAGAGAAAGAGUUAUUGAAUCGCUUGCGUGAAGGAACAUACGGAGAAAUUUAUAAUUUCAGACACGAUAUCUUCAAUAAAGUACUUGAUGAACAAAAUGAAAUAGAAAGAGAAUCAGAAUAUGAAGUUGAAACAGAGGAGCUAGACCAGGGUACUAAAGUUCGACAGUAUAUCGCUGAUUUCGAAGAGUCAUCUGAAGAUGAUUAUGAAGAUAUAGAGGAUUCUGCAGGAGCGAUGAAUCUAAGUAACUUGGAUGAAAAUAGUAGUGAUGAUGAAAUAACAGAAAAUGAAGAAAGUUACGGGAAAGAGGAUGACGUAGAUUACGAAGAGGACAAAGAAAGUAUGCAAGAACAAUAUGAGAGAAAGAAAUUAAAUAAGAAGGAAAAACACCCAUCGAAUGCACAUAAGAAGAAACGAGUACAAUGGAGAGACUUGAAAGAAGAAGAGAAAAGAGAACCGGUGAAGAGGCCACGACGACAAGUGCUUCAAAUUGAAUAUGAGAUUGAAGGGCCAUCGAGAGGAAGACAAAAGUUAUGA
This is a messenger RNA of Thelazia callipaeda (thelaziosis nematode), 1020 nucleotides long. Lineage: Eukaryota; Metazoa; Nematoda; Chromadorea; Rhabditida; Thelaziidae. The record is from the annotation of a GenBank genome assembly.